Messenger RNA from Manduca sexta (tobacco hornworm), 2243 nucleotides. RefSeq names its product transmembrane protein 145. The transcript is spliced from 7 exons. The coding region runs from base 240 to 1793 and encodes 517 amino acids. Gene Ontology annotation, biological process: G protein-coupled receptor signaling pathway; response to pheromone. The record is from RefSeq and is a predicted model, not a curated record. NCBI's taxonomy places the organism in Eukaryota, Metazoa, Arthropoda, Insecta, Lepidoptera, Sphingidae.
CAUUAGACAUGUGUCAAAAACGUCGUAAAAUUUGGUCGCGUUGUACUUGUCGUUGUUAAAGUUUAUAUAGUUAUUCUAAUAUUUACUAUUAUGAAAUUUUGGGGUCUUUCUGAUGAUAUUGUUUUGGUAUACUAUACCAUUAUAAAUGGAAAAACUAUCGAUAAGUAAAAGACGGUCAAAAAGAAAUAACUUUGUUGUAAAAGACGUGCUAUUUUUGCACAUCGAAUAUCGACUUCAAAAUGUGUGCUAAAGUGUUAUUGAUAUUUUGCUGUUUUUUUAUGGUUGUAUCUUCUACACACAUUACCGGUGAAUUUUCUACGAAUGACUUUUUUAAGUUUCUAGUGAAGUUUGGUUUCCAAAAGACCGACAUUCACUUUCAGAAAGAAACAUAUGGCUAUAUAUUCGGAAACAUUACUUCGAAGGAUGUUUUCAAAUAUCCCAUUACAUUCGCAGUUUUAGAUAGGGGACACUUUUUACAUUAUUACAAAAGCAGAGAUAUUGCUGACAAAGAAAUAGCAUGUCAGGUGAUGUUUCAAAAUUUAAACGAGUCCGCCUAUCAUCCGAAAUGCAACGCCUACGGUCAGGAUCUCUUCAGGCGCAUACCUUGUCCGAAAGGACAACUGUGUAUUGAUGAGGAUACACCAUGGAAUGUGAUAAAGAAGAAUCAAUUUACAUAUGUUAUACAAAACAGUGGACAGCCUAGGUUCUGGUAUGUGUCUAUGGUGGCUUGUUACCUGGAUGAGGAGACAUGCACAUGGCAUCACUACUCUGGUGCUCCGUCCAAAGGCAAUAAGGCAUUAACUGAGAUGCCGCAGACAAUAACAUAUGAUUUUUGGUUGGUCAAUGGAAGUCCCAACUUAUCCUUCUAUAAUACAUUGUUGUACCAAUUCUCAUUUGAUAGACAAAAUACUCUGGAAUUGUAUCUUGUGUUCUGGCUGUGUUACAUUAUAUUGUUGCCAGUACAAAUUUAUGCUGUAAGGACCCAAAAGCAUCCUGUGACAAAAUUAUUCACAUUCAGUCUUGUGCUGGAGUUUAUUGCUCUUUGCUUCAAUGUGAUACACACGGUGAAGUUUGCUGCAGAUGGUGUGGGGUUUGAAGGUUUAUCUGUUGCUGGAGAUAUACUCGACAUAAUGAGCAGAACAUUGUUCAUGCUACUAUUGCUUUUAUUAGCAAAAGGCUGGGCAGUGACUAGAUUGGAGCUCACAUACAAACCACUCGUGUUUGGUGUAUGGCUUGUGUAUGGAGUUGUCCACAUUCUACUAUAUGUUUGGAAUACAACGGAAGUAGACAUAAUAGAAGAGAUAGACGAGUAUCAAACAUGGCCGGGCUGGUUGAUCCUGUCGCUUCGGGUCGCCAUUAUGACAUGGUUCGUGCUAGAGUUACGACAAACAAUGAUGUACGAACACAACAUGCCAAAAUUGAAUUUCCUCCUACAUUUUGGCGCGUCCAGCCUGGUUUGGUUCGUGUAUCUACCGAUCAUAGCAUUGAUCGCGCUUCAGAUAAGUCCUCUAUGGAGGUUCAAGUUCUUGCUGGGUAUAACUUAUUCGGCGGAUUGCCUGGCAUUCUGUGUCAUGGCGCAUCUGCUGUGGCCGACACGAUCCGAACAGUACUUAUUACUGGCACCGUCGAACAACUAUACAGCGGGUAUAGAAGAAUUGGACGAAUUCAACGAGUCACCACACGUGGUACACAGCGACACGGUGGCGCUCACCAUCGCCGAGAGCAUCAACGCGGAAGACGAAGACGUGUUAUUUACGCGGCCCUCGCACAAAAACACCACCACAUUCUCAUAGCAGAAACCAGUUGACCAGCAUAGUCACGGCAGGUAUCUGUCACGGCAGAUGCCACGUGACUCCAGCGUGUUAAAGCGGAUACGUAGGAAGUUCUAGAAAAGUCAUCAGUUGUACACGGUUUGUCUUUUAAUGGGAACAGAACAUUUGGCUCGGGCAGUUUUUGAACAAGCAUGAACAACAUGUCUUAUACAUUACGAUUUUCAGAAGUUGAUGAUUUCCAACGAUCUAUUUGAGUAUUGUUUUCGAAAGUUUACAACGUUUUUAUUAUUUUGUGGCUGCUAUGUUUUUUGUAUGUGGUAGAAGUUGACAAAAUGCUACUUACGGACAAAAUAAAUGAAUAAUCCCGAAAGCUAUUUCCAGAUCUCGAAAAUAUACUAAGGAGAUAAACAGCCGUUUUCGAUAAUCGAUAUCAAUUUUAAUGUUCGACCCGAUCUCAAAAAAAAAAAACAA